UGGACUUAUUUGUUAAAGAUGCUAUAUUGAUAUAUGUAGCAUUAGAUAUUUUAUCCAAAAUAACCACAAAUUAUAACCGCCUUAAUAAAAUACUUCUUGAAGAUGAAUGGGAAUUUAUGUUGGAAAUGAUAAAUAUAUUAGGCCCAUUCUGA
Messenger RNA from Entrophospora sp. SA101, 152 nucleotides. NCBI's taxonomy places the organism in Eukaryota, Fungi, Glomeromycota, Glomeromycetes, Entrophosporales, Entrophosporaceae. The record is from the annotation of a GenBank genome assembly.